AUGGGCCGCUUUGAUACCCUGAAUGAAGAGACCAAGGAUCUGGUCGAGUGCAUGCUCCCCGCACUAGCCAAAUCUUUCAAGGUCGAGGAUGUAGUCGAUAUCAUUCCUCAAGACAUACGAAUGCGUCAGUGGGAUACGGAGCGCCGUGACCACAUCAAGGACCAAACGGAGAACGACCCGCGCAACUGGGGUGUCCAGUUCCUUAAGGAUCUCAAGACCAUCAAUCGCGUCAGUGGCUGGGACCUGGCCACCUUCCAUGCCGAGUUGUACGAGAAGGUUGCUCUCCACGAGGAGACACACCCUUGGUGUCGAUUGUCAGACAUCAAGGAAAUCAAGCUCGACGUCGAGAAUCCCGGCCGCAAGGAAGCCAUGGCGAACCCAGUCCAACCCGUGUCUGACUCUUCCACCGACUCCUAUCUGGAGGAGUUGGUUGAGCCAAAUAUGCCAAAGGGCUCAUCGAAGCGCAGGGCCCGCCACGAGGUAUAUGAAGCUCGCGUCCAAGAAUCAUCCAAGCGCCGAAAGACCGCUCGUCUCCGCCGUGCCAACGACGGCAGCUUUGUUCGCCCUGAGAAAGGCGCCAAGAAGCAGCACUCCCAGGACCGCGGCGACUCCAUUCUCAGCACUCAGUCCAAUGCCAACCGCCCUAGCACCGAGAACAACCGCCGCCGUCAUGACCGUUACAUCCUCCAAUCUGACGGCGAGGAGUCAUACGGCUCUCCUACCCCCCGAUCCGCCCAUCCCCGCCGUAUAUCUAGCUACUCGACGACCCCCGCUCCCAAUGCCGUCCAACCUUCCCACAGUGGACAGGUUGAUGCGUCAAAUGAGCCGUUGGCUGUGCAGAAGCUUGCGGCUGAGUUGGAGGUAGCCGAGGCCGAGCUCAAGGCUGCGCGUGCGAAGUUUGAAUAUAUUCAAGCUCGUGAGCUGGCAGAGCAGCAGCUCAAGCAGCAGGCGUUGCAAGAGGAUCUGAAUGCCCCUCGUGCUCCUCGUGGCUAG
Molecule: messenger RNA, 993 nt
Organism: Plenodomus lingam JN3
Lineage: Eukaryota; Fungi; Ascomycota; Dothideomycetes; Pleosporales; Leptosphaeriaceae
Source: RefSeq, a predicted model, not a curated record